AUGGGGGAUGCCUUCAUCCGGCACAUCGAGCUGCUGGGCUACGAGAAAAGGUUCUUCCCCAGCCAGCACUAUGUCUACAUGUUCCUGGUGAAGUGGAAUGACCUCUCGGAAAAGCUCAUCUACCGCCGCUUUACGGAGAUAUACGAAUUCCAUAAAGAGCUGAAGGAGAUGUUCCCCAUCGAAUCCGGGGAUAUCAACAUGGAGAAGCGGAUCAUCCCACACUUGCCAGCCCCGAAGUGGUUCGAUGGGCAGCGCUCCACUGAGAGCAGGCAGGGCACGCUGGCUGAGUACUGCUAUGCCCUGGUCAACCUGCCCCACAAGAUCUCCCGCUGCCAGCACGUCGUCAGCUUCUUCAGGGUCCGUCAUGACGACAUGAACCCCGUCACAGACAGCCAGAUCAGGAAACCUGAGGUCUUCAUCCUGCCGAGGGAUGCCAAGAAAACCCUCACUGAUAUCACAGGGCCCAUUGUCCUGCAAACCUACCGAGCCAUCGCUGACUAUGAGAAGAGCUCCACAUCUGAGAUGGCUCUGCAAGCUGGGGACAUGGUGGAUGUGGUGGAGAAGAGUGAGAGUGGCUGGUGGUUCUGCCAGUUGAAGAAUAAAAGAGGCUGGGUGCCAGCUGCCUAUCUGGAGCCAAUGGACGGUCCUGAGGAGUCUGAGGAGCAGGAGCCCAACUAUGCAGGUGAGCAGUACAUUGUCCAGAAAGGCUACACAGCUGUGGAGGAGGAUGAGCUGACCCUCAAGGAGGGCGAUGUUAUUGAAGUCAUCCACAAGCUCCUUGAUGGCUGGUGGGUCAUCAGGAACAAUGAAACCACGGGUUACUACCCCUCCAUGUACCUGCAGAAAGCUGGGGAGUCAAACACCUCUGUGAAGAUUGAGCUGAGGAACCGGAGCGCUCCUCCACGGAGAUCCACCAUCCGAAAUGUGAAGAGCAUCCACAAGCAAGGGCGGAAGCAGAUCAGCCAGGAGACCUACAGGAGGAACAGCAAGAAGUACAUCCAGAGCAGGAGGAACCUGAAGGGAAAAUUCCAGAAUGAGGCCAAUGUCAUCAUUGAGAAAAACGAGCAAGAGGAGAACAAGCCCAGGGCUCAGCCUGCUGUUCCUCCCCGUCCCAGCAAAGACCUCAUCCUGAACCGCUGCACCGAGAGCACCCGGAGAAAGAUCCUGUGA
This is a messenger RNA of Indicator indicator, 1170 nucleotides long. RefSeq names its product neutrophil cytosolic factor 1 (gene NCF1). The transcript is spliced from 11 exons. Lineage: Eukaryota; Metazoa; Chordata; Aves; Piciformes; Indicatoridae. Gene Ontology annotation, molecular function: superoxide-generating NADPH oxidase activator activity; protein binding; phosphatidylinositol binding. The record is from RefSeq and is a predicted model, not a curated record. The coding region runs from base 1 to 1170 and encodes 389 amino acids. Gene Ontology annotation, cellular component: cytoplasm; NADPH oxidase complex. Gene Ontology annotation, biological process: respiratory burst; superoxide anion generation.